AUGUCGCCCCAGAGCUCACCAGAGGCCCUGAGCAGCCGGGUACCAGCCUCGCUCGAGGAAGCCCUGGUGAAGCUCCGGCAUGAUGAUCAUCAGCUGCACUUCGGCCACGACGACCACCCGUGGUGCUGGGACUUGGGCCAAGGAUUGGGGAUCACCCUCCUCCGAACGGCCAUGCGCGACGCACCGGCCAGACUGGCGGCCACCGCAACAGCCUCGGCGACCGCGCUACCCGACGCGUGCUUUCACUCAACACCAUCAUCGCCGCCGCCGCCGCUGCCGCCAACAGCCGCCACAAACCCUGCGGGCAACCGCACCGGACAGCCGGUGGCCCUCUGCGAUUUCUUGGCGCGCCGGCUCCACGCCGCCAUCGCCGCCGCCUCCCCCGCGGCGUCCUCGCACGGCAUCCGGUCCGACUACGACAGCGAGGCCGUCGGGCAGUUCGUCCUUGAAACGAACCGCGCCGCUGUUUCCGCCGCCACCGGCGCGGUGAGCGUGGUGUUUGAGGUCUUGCCGGCCCGCGGGGGCGGCGGCGGCGGAGCCCGGCAGCUGUGUGGAGGCGCACAGGAGCAACAGCAGGAUAGAGGUCGGGGGGCGGAGAUGGCGGAGGUUUUGCGUGGGAUUGUGAAGCAGGCUCUAUUGGGCUCCGUCCACCCGGGCGGGGGGUUGGACGCCGCUGCGGCCCGUGCACACGUUGAGAGCGUCGAAGACCAGAGGCACCUGCGUCGGCUCGUGGCGGCCAGCGACGGCGUGGCCUUCGUCGCGGACGGGUGCGUGCUGCCCCGGAGAGGGGGCUCCGACGACAGGCCCAUGGAGAUCUCGAGGGGGGCCGUCCCCUUCCGGAGCCCCGAAUCCCUCCGGGGCGAGUUCCGGCUGCCGCAUCGGGGUGUCGUCAAGGGGAUGCUCGUGCCGAGGGGGGUGACGGUGAUCGUCGGUGGCGGCUACCACGGAAAGUCCACCCUCCUGCGAGCGCUGGCCGUGGGCGUGUACGACAAGGUCCCCGGGGACGGGCGAGAGCUGGCCGUGGCGGACCCCGGCGCCGUGACGAUUCGGGCAGAGGACGGCCGACCGGUCUCGGCGGUAGACAUCUCGCCCUUCAUCUCCUCUCUCCCCUCGGCAGUCGCAGCUCCUCCUGCCCGCGCCGCCCCCGUCGGAGGUGUUGCGUCGGCUGCAGCCAGCGAAAACACGACAGCGGCUGGCGGCGGUGGUGCCGCCGUGGGCGGUGCCGAGGGCGGCACGGCAGAAACCAACGGCGGUAGCGGUAGCGGCAGCGGCGGCGGCGGAGAGGGAGUCACGACCGAGCGGUUCUCGACGGGAGCCGCGAGCGGCAGCACCUCCCAGGCGGCCAACGUCGUGGAGGCCCUGGAGGCAGGGGCGACGGCGCUGCUGCUGGAUGAAGACACCUGCGCCGGGAAUUUCAUGAUAAGGGACAGCCGCAUGAGGGCUAUGGUCAGCCAUGAGCCCAUCACACCGGUCGUCGGCAUUGGUGUGGUUUCUACCCAAUGAAACGCCUUUGCGCGCGCUUGGCGAGUGCUACACGUCGGCGGGGCGCCAAUCGAGCGCGGCUCGUGUCCUUGCCGCGAAAUUUUCCAAGCGGGUACGCGCGCAUAGACAGCACCUCCGCAAUUUCUACCUCAACUCGCUGCGAGUUCGGUUAUGUGACCAUUCCCAUGAAA
This is a messenger RNA of Ectocarpus siliculosus, 1673 nucleotides long. NCBI's taxonomy places the organism in Eukaryota, Phaeophyceae, Ectocarpales, Ectocarpaceae. The record is from the annotation of a GenBank genome assembly.